This is a messenger RNA of Heterobasidion irregulare TC 32-1, 588 nucleotides long. RefSeq lists its product as uncharacterized. Bases 1 to 588 code for a protein of 195 amino acids. NCBI's taxonomy places the organism in Eukaryota, Fungi, Basidiomycota, Agaricomycetes, Russulales, Bondarzewiaceae. The record is from RefSeq and is a predicted model, not a curated record. The transcript has 3 exons.
AUGCCUUUGCCUAGAAGCCGUCGUCUAAGAAAAUCGCUUUCGCCAUCGGGUUCGCAGGUUGCUCCCGAUAGCGAUGAGGAGGCUAUGAGAUUAGACAUGGGAGAGGACGAGGAUAUUGAAUUGAAGGAGGAGGAGAGAGAAUCAAAUGAUGCAGAUUCCGAAGGGUCCUCCCAGCAUAGUACAGAACAGGAAGUCGACUGGGAGAUGCAGUCUUCCAUGAAGACCCCCUUGGCCUUGCCACCCGAUUCGCAAUCGUCUGUGAUCUCGGUGUUGAUGCUCAGUCAAUCACAGGGCCCUAGUUAUUCAUGUGCUGGAGCAUCCUCCCAGCAAAACACGAUUAGACAUGGCCAGGGAAUGCAGUCUUCCAAUGGAAUGCCUAUAUCAUCACCGUCCGGGUGGCAGUCAUCUAUGAACUCGGUGUCAAUGCUCAGCCAGCUAUCGGACAUCAACGCGGAUGACGAGUUGUCAGAUAUGUCCAUGGGCUUUGAUGUUGCCGCGGGUGACGAUCGAGCGGGAGAAUUUUCCAACACACAGAGCUCUACGAUAGCUUGGAGAGACAGCGACGUCGCCAGCUUUGGAAAUCAAUAG